CUAUAGCUGCCGAUGGCGUUCGCCUGUCCCGCGCUGGCGCACUCAGGCGGUACCACGGCCGGGCAGGACCCGGAGGGUAGUCAGGCGCCCUGCGGCGGGGAAGGACCCCGCCCGGAAGCGGGGGCUCCACAGCGGUCGCCGCCGUCUGUGGAGGAGCUGGCCUUAGAGCUCAGCCCAGAGGAGGGGAGGGCACCGGUGCUCCCCUUAGGAAAUAAAUCCCUUUCCUUCCUAAUUAAAACUGAUUACUUUGAUUGUGCUGUUAGUUACCAAUGUUGGACUCUGGCAGACGUCAUCCGUGCCAGGCGGGAGCAUCAUUUUGAGACGCUGAAUGAAAAAAAGGAAAUGGUUCAUUCUCAAAGUGAGUUCUCUGACUGCUGCUGCUCAGCCCAUACCUAAAUUACUUGCAGAUGAAGACAGCCAUGAAACUCAAAAGUGUAGAGACCUCAAGACCCAGUCUUCUUAAGUAACCUUAAGAAAGGCUUUGGUUUAUAAGCCAACGAUUAUUGUUCUCAUCCUUAAAACUUUUUUCUGUGCGUACAUCAUGAUUUCAAGGUAUUCAGUAUUAAAUCCAUUUCCUCCAAAAGCCUGCACUGCCUCUGUAGCUACUUGGUUUGCAACAUCACCCAUGAAUGCCUUUGCAAUGGAAGCAUAGUAGGUGUUCCUGCGACCAGCCUCAACACGCCACGCAGCUCUUUGAUUAAAAAGAAUGUUUACUUACCACAGCUUUCUGGUAUCUGUGACUUUAUAAGACCAAGUUCCCAAGCCCAUUUUAUGAGUGGAAGUGGAUACCGAAGGUAAAGAAAAGUCACAAAUUUUUCCAGUUGCCAGACUAUGAGAAAAGAGAAAACAAGUCUCAGUUCCUUCCAGGAUAAUCCAAACUACCAGGACCCACCUUGCUGGGCCUCUCCAGAAAUCGAAGAAGCUCAACUUCCUCUUUCUCUUGAGAUAAAACCUCCACUGAUCUCUAAUCAAUGCCUACAAUGCACGCACUUACGUCUGACAAAAUUAUUCAUAAAAUAAUGAAAAUGGAGUAGGAAGUACCAUGUAACAUAAAAUGUAUCACCAAAAGAAACGAGAAGCAUGGUGUGCUAAUUAAAUGAAGGAGGAGACGGAGCAGAUAAAUGUUCCUUAUUUGAGGAUUCUGGCUAGUCAGUUUCAAACAUCUAGCCGCUGACCCACUAAAUUUGCUUUUACAUGUAUAAUAUGCCUUGAUGAGGAUGAAUUUCUGUAGCUAAGACUACAUUCAGCUAUUUUAACAUUGUAAAAGCCAAUGUGAGACAAUUCAAAGCUAAGGCAAUGUUCUCAACAAGAAAGCUCAAGACAGACUUUAGUUAAAAAAAAGAAGAAAACCUCACAAAUAUCACACACACGGCUUUCUCUGGCCUUCCUGAGCCAGAGAAGAAAGUAAUUUUGGUUUUGAAAUACUUUUUUUUAAAAAAGACUAGAAAUCUGUUCAGAAUAAACACCUUCAUUGUAAAUUCAUACUGAACUGCAAAACAGUUGGGUUUUUUCUUAACUCUGUGAUGUGUCCUUAACUGUUAUAUUUCUUUCAAAAACUGCAAUACUUACCAAAGCUAAAGCCAGCUCCAGGUUUGCUUAUAUGUACGUUUUGAGUAGGUUUACUAGAACAUGAUCUCCAUCCAUGCCCUGCAGUGGGUCGGAGCAUCUGGUAAAGAAAGAAAAGAACAUGAGGUGUAAGAUCUUUCCAGCUCAAGUCUCAUAAAGCUACUAGCCUGACUGCAAGCACCAGUGCCCAAUGAAGCAUGAAGAACACAGGCAAUAAUAGGUAUCAACACAGUGAAAAAAAGGUUUUUUUCAUAGAAUACUGAAAACAUCUAUAAAUUAAAAGGUGAAGAAAUACAGGAACACCACUGCUAGGCAUAAAAGCGCUGAAUACUGAACUGUUAAGUGAGUGUAUUAAUAGUUCAGGGUGGUAUUUUCCAGUAGGCAAUAUACGUAAGGAUGUGGGAGACCACCUGCCUGCUCCGUCAACCUCCGUAUUGUCUGACUCAGUGGAUUCAGCGACAAGUCACCGGUAUCCAUGCUCAAACUCAAUUUCUCGUGCAUUCCACCAGCUCUGCCACCCCGGUGGAAACACCACUGUGACAGCGGCGUGCUUGUGGGUGGGGCUGAACUCCAACCCCCGGUAUCCCAAGUGUCACCUUGCAUCUCUGAGGGCCAGCUGCUCUCGCUGGUGCUGCCUUCACUGACCACCACUGUCGCAGCGCCGCUUUGGGCCGGUGGUUGUGCCCGGUUGUGCCGGGGGACAUUGCCGCUGCUUGAGGGAAGGGUGCGGCUGCCCGGCCUCCCUGACCUAGCGCCCUUCACCUUUCCCUUAAUUCAGGAGCACUCUGGAAACGGGGAGAGCAGGAAAAAUGCCAGUCCAAACACAGUACUGCCUGAGAUGCGAACCCUUCAUGCUGUCUAGUGGGAGGCUGUCAGUGGUUGACAUGGAGACCUCAUCGCCCACAGGCCCUGCCAUGGCCCAGGUCACAAGCCCUGGGGCCCAAGUGCUCAGCCCCAGGUACAGCCCCACAGCCAGGGUCAGAGCGGUUCCUGCUGCUGCUUCAAGGAUCGCCAGCCCGAGCCCUGACAACUGGAGAGGCAUCACUGAGGGUUCGGUUGUCUGUUCCUCCCCUGGGAGUGUCGUCGGCUGGGUCUGGCUCAGGCUGAAGUUGAAGAGAUCAGAAGAAGGUGAUGUGAAGAUGGCCACUAGCGACGUCCUGGUGGCUCUGGCCCGUUCCCACUUCCACUUUGUCAUGUCUGAACUCCAGAGCCACCUGAAGGCUGUGAGGAAUAUCCCUGAUGCUCCUCACCUUGAGCAAAAAGGCCCGCAGCUACGCCCUGCAGUGCAUCCCUUUUGUGGGAAUGACGCUGCUCACCCUGUGCACCAUGCUGAGCUGGGUGAGGAGUGGCCGGAUCCUGCGCGCCCUCUGCAGUGUUCUGGAACAACGGUGAAAAGGAGUCAAUACAUACUUUGGUAACUGGGAGCAAUGCCUCUUCCCUCACAAGGGGGUAGCACAGUUCUGUGAAGCCGCUUACCUGGUCUUCUGCUAUGCCAUGGUAAACUGGCUGGACUGCAAGGAUGCAGAGGACAAGCAGGCUGUUCUCAGAACAGUGAUUGCCAUGAUGAGGGUCCUUCUGCAUGAAGAGCAGCACCGAGAGAAUGCCUGGGAGCAGCUCCUCUGGCUCCUGCACCAGUAUCAGGAGGUCCGAGACACCUCCCGGGUCACCAAGAGCCUCAGCUAUGUCCUGGAGAUGCUGGUGGGAGUUCAGACCCCAUUCCCACAGGGCACAGCUCUUGCCAUUAGCACCGCUGUGCACCUCCAAGUAAGGCACCGCCGGCCUGGGACCCGCACACCUGAUUGCCAUGGAGGGGAAAGACCUGCUGGCUGGCAGGGAAGGAAUGGCAGGGCAGGGAGUCUGUCCGCUGGGACCUUCCUGCAGGCCAGGAGCAUGCCAGGAUUUGUGAUCCAGGUGCCACCUUAAGACUGCAGGAGACCUGAUCCUGGCUGAUUGGAAUGGUCCCGAGGGGCAGCCCAGUUCCCACAGCAAUUUCCCUCUUGGCCAAGUCGCAGGAGGACUCUGGAGCGCAGGCACCCUAAGGGCGGCCUUUUGACAGCUGCUCAGCAUCAGCUUCUGGGCAGCCUGGGCUGCUGCAAACCUCUGUGUGUGCCCAGGGCCACCGUGGGGUGGGCUGGGUUUUGGCUGUGGGUCCUGUGCCCAGGGAGAAGAGAGUGGAGAGCACCAUUUCUUUUCAGUCCCUCUCAACACUGAUGUGACUUUCUGUAAAAUGGACCUUGUUCCCACAACUCUCUGAUGUGACCAAGGAGCCUGUCCCAUCCCAUAAGGCAGGGCUGUCUCACUGCAUCAUCCUGCAGGGUAAGGAGAAGAGACUUGGCGAUGCCCGGCUGUGCUGUGGCAGCUCUUUCCCCAACCUUGGUGGUCGGGGGCAGCUACCUGCUAACGCAGAAUGCAAUUUCUUCCCCACGGAGAUGGUCAUGUUUCUAUACUGCCAGCUGAGCGGUGGGAGUGAGGCCAGUUGCGUGGCAGCCCUGGGCCUGCUGGGAGUGCUGGCCUGCUCUGACGGUCAGUGUCACGGACCAGGGACAAAAGGCAGGGGUUGGGGCUGCUGGGCUGAGAGCAGGAGCGGCCUGAAAGUGGUGCACCUGCACCCAAAAGGAGCUGCAAAGAGUGGGUCCCCCAGCCAAGCUGACACCCCACGACAGGGCUUGGGCUCUCCCCCGGCAGUUAGAAAUGGCGGCACUCCAGGAACAGUGCUCCAAGCUCAGUAACGCAGACCGGCUGGUGAGUGGGCUGGUAUGCACAGGAGCUGCUUGUACCGAUGCCAUUUCUCUCAUCCUUUGUGUUGCCUUAUUACCGUAGCUUUCAGUCCCCAUAGAGUCCGUGCCUCUAGAAAUAGAGUUGCUCCAACUAUGCUGCUGCCUCCUGUGAAGUCAGAGUCAGGCCCCGCUUUUCUGUCCCAUUGGUGUGCAAAAAACUUGGAAACUUCAACGGAUCCCUUCUGCCAUCAGGGCUGUGCCUCAACACACACCUCUCUGUACCUCUUCCAGCACCUGUGACAAGGGAGAAGCUGCCCCAGUGCCCAGAUGAGCUGUUUUGGGAAGGGAUGGUGCCACCAGGGGAGGCAGAGAAACCCUUUCCCUCGGGGCAGAACUGGGGCUCCUGGGGAAGUGCUGGCACAUUGCCCAGGAGGUGGGUGAUGGCUCCUCCCCAGGAAGAGCUGGCAGAGUG
Phalacrocorax carbo (great cormorant) is the source of this 4755-nucleotide messenger RNA. Lineage: Eukaryota; Metazoa; Chordata; Aves; Suliformes; Phalacrocoracidae. The record is from RefSeq and is a predicted model, not a curated record.